GACGGUACGCAACGUGGACAGCCAAGUUACCGCUAAUUGUUGUGUUGCGGGGUUUAUUUCAAUCAAUUGCUAAAUAAAUAUGCCAAUACUACUGCCUUUCAUGUAAGGCUCUGUGUAAAUGGGCGUUAGUUGAUGUACCUGAAUCUGAAAUUGGGAUCUUUAUCGUGCUCGGAUUGCGUAUUUAGCAAGGCGUACAACAUAAGCUUGAUUUUUGCAUAGCAGCAAUAACAAACGAAUUGUUGAAGAUGGAGCUCAAGGAAAGAAAUUUUAAGAAAAUUGGACUUAUCUGCGUCGCGGUGCUUCUGUGUGGUAUGGUGUUUAGCUAUGGGAUAUUUCCGUCAAUUUUGCGUUUCAUGAUUAAGCAGAACGUGCUGCUGAAACCGGGCACACAAAUACGGGACAUGUUCGAGAAGAUACCAUUUCCGCUCGACUUCAAGCUGCACAUCUUCAACGUGACGAACCCGGAUGAAAUUAUGCGCGGUGGCAAACCCCGCGUCAACGAUAUUGGACCACUUUAUUUCGAAGAAUGGAAGGAAAAGUAUGACACGGUGGACAACGUGGAGGAAGACACGCUCACAUUCACACUGCGCAACACAUGGAUAUUCCGACCCGAUCUGUCCGCACUAACUGGCGAGGAAAUUGUCACCAUACCGCAUCCCCUCAUUAUGGGCGUCCUGCUGAUGGUGCAGCGGGACCGCGAGGCAAUGAUGCCGCUGGUCAAGAAGGGCGUCAACAUCCUGUUCGAUCCGCUCGAGUCCGCCUUCCUGAAGGUGCGAAUCAUGGACCUGCUGUUCGAUGGCAUUUACGUCGACUGCAGCAGCCAGGACUUUGCUGCGAAGGCGCUCUGCUCCGGCAUGGAUUCAGAAGGUGCAGUUAUGCCGCACAACGAAACCCACUACAAGUUUUCCUUCUUUGGCAUGCGCAAUCAUACCGAGGCAGGCCGUUGGGUCGUGUACCGGGGCGUGAAGAACAUUCGUGACCUCGGCCGGGUGGUAUCGUACAACGAGGAAACGGAAAUGGACAUCUGGGACGGGGACGAGUGCAACCAGUACAUCGGUACCGAUUCGACCAUCUUCCCCCCGUUUCUCACCGCUCAGGAUCGGCUAUGGGCAUGGUCGCCGGAAAUCUGUCGGUCGAUCGGUGCGCACUACGUGCACAAAUCAAAGUAUGCCGGGCUGCCGAUGAGCUAUUUCGAGCUGGACUUUGGCGAUCUUAAGAAUGAGCCGCACAAUCACUGCUUUUGUCGCGAUGCACCCGACGAUUGCCCACCGAAGGGCACGAUGGAUCUGUCGCCCUGUCUUGGGGGACCCAUAAUCGGCUCAAAGCCCCACUUCUACGGCGCCGAUCCGCAGCUGAUCGAAGCGGUGGACGGGCUGGCACCGAACAAGGAAGCACACGAUGUCUACAUUCAUUUUGAGCUGUUCACCGGAAGUCCGGUUUCGGCCGCAAAACGGCUACAGUUCAGCAUGGAGCUCGGCCCGAUACGAGACCACGAGCUGUUUGGUCAGCUGCCGGACGUAAUUUUGCCCAUGUUUUGGGUCGAAGAGGGUGCCUCGCUCAACAAAACCUGGACCAAUCAGCUGAAAUAUCAACUGUUUCUGGGGCUCAAGUUUAAUGCCACUGUCAAAUGGUUAACCAUCAUCAUCGGUACGGUCGGGGCCGUCGGGUCGGCGUACAUGUACUUUCGCAAGGAAACCAAAACAACCGACGUGGCCCCGGUGGAUGUAUCGACCCCGGACACCAAUCCGUCGUCUGCCAAGGAUGGUGUUGUGAACGUUUCGCUCGGCAGAAACCUGCCGCCCGUUAUCGACGGGUUGGACAAACCGCCGAAGCUCAGGGCGACCGAGCUUCAGCAGGAACGGUACUAAUGUACUAAAAAGAACAGAAUUUGAUCUUUAGUUAUUGUAGCUGUUGUGAUACGAAGUGUCGUUUACAUUAGUUUCGUAGUUUUUUUUUUUUGAAUUAUUCAAUCUGCUUCAUAACACAUGUGCAGCUGCAAAAAUGAUACAAUGGCAUUUCAUUGGCAGAGCAGAAUUACAAUAAAACACCUUUGCUAUGUUGGGAUCGAAAUUGUUUAAUAUAUUACUACGUGUAUGCAUAUUCCCGGUAUGGUUGGACCGAAACCCGUUUUCAAAAGAAUGUGUAAUCAAACUUUGCUCGGGUCACAAUUUAAUUACACGCAAAAUUCAAUAUCAAAUUGAUUCUUGGUUUAUUCUUCGUGGAAUACCAUUUUUCGCUGUCCCGUUUUGAUAUGAAAAAUUCCACCGCAAAGGGUAAAAAGCCGGUUUUGUAGUAACACUAUUUACGUGGCGGGCGGGUUGGAAUAGUUCGGGGACACUUGUCCUGCCGAAUGCAGGGACCGUCCGGUGCGUACUUCCUCACGUAUCCCUGCUUGCAGUAGCAACCCUUGUAGCACACGUCCGGACAUGUAGUAUCAUCCUCCAGGGCACAAGUGCGCUGAAUGCACGAGCCGCAACACUGGUACCGCUCCCGGGCUGGGCAGAUUUCUACAAAAUAAGCAAUCAUCAUAAACAUACAUGGAUCCUUCGCGGUAGUAUCAAUCGCAACUGAGCGGCAUGCUUACCCUUCACACAUCCCGCCUUUUGUGCACCGAUUGUAGCGAACGCUACGAUCACUAUAAAACACACUACCAAUGAGAGGCGCAUUGUUUCGCUUGGUUUGCCUUCAGCUAACGGGUAAAGAUACUGCUGGUUUAUCGUCCGAUGGUCUCGAAGUGAUCUUAAUAUGUACCCAAGCUUGCCCGUUUUGUUCCAGGCAUUUUGGUGCGAACGCCGUUGUUCUUCUGCACGAUCGGGAACGCGUUCAGUUGUGCAAAUUAAGGUAGACGAAACGUUCUCCUAUUCCCCGAUGUCAGUUUGUUUGUUUGUUAUUCGUUUGGUUUCUUUACUACAUGUUUACACAUACUCGGAACCCGCCCAGGAAGUUAAAAAAAA
Molecule: messenger RNA, 2954 nt
Organism: Anopheles arabiensis
Lineage: Eukaryota; Metazoa; Arthropoda; Insecta; Diptera; Culicidae
Gene: Snmp1
Product: sensory neuron membrane protein 1
Exons: 7
Coding region: 246-1868 (540 amino acids)
Cellular component (GO): cytoplasm; membrane
Molecular function (GO): scavenger receptor activity
Source: RefSeq, a predicted model, not a curated record